Messenger RNA from Didymosphaeria variabile, 453 nucleotides. RefSeq lists its product as uncharacterized. The coding region runs from base 1 to 453 and encodes 150 amino acids. The transcript has 2 exons. NCBI's taxonomy places the organism in Eukaryota, Fungi, Ascomycota, Dothideomycetes, Pleosporales, Didymosphaeriaceae. The record is from RefSeq and is a predicted model, not a curated record.
AUGGCUCUCGGAACCGUCCUCCCAUUCUGGCCCGCCCUGCUGUUCACCUACCUCGAGCCUAUCUCACUCAUCCUCGGCUGGAACGCCGCCUGGAACAGCCCCUCCGACUUCAUCACAAAGCAACUCCCCACACCGACCCUCGUACCUGUCCCCGACGCCGCGCUCGUCCUCUCCUACACCACCGGCAACAUCUUCAUCCUCCUCGCGCUGCUCGCCGUCCUCUGCACAGCUAUAACGCGCGACGCGCGCGUCGCGAAGUACUACUUGCUUUUCGUGGCCGCGGGCGAUCUAGGACAUAUCUUUAGUAGCUACAAGGUUAUGGGUCCGGAAGUAUUUUGGAAUUUCAACCAGUAUAAUGAUAUGAUGUGGGGCAACAUCGGCGCCAGCGCGUUCUUGCAUGUUAAUCGGCUAGCUACGGUGCUGGGCGUCUUUGGACGGAUCCGAGGGCUGUAG